Messenger RNA from Manis pentadactyla (Chinese pangolin), 2754 nucleotides. RefSeq names its product Rho family GTPase 3 (gene RND3). The transcript has 5 exons. Lineage: Eukaryota; Metazoa; Chordata; Mammalia; Pholidota; Manidae. The record is from RefSeq and is a predicted model, not a curated record. Gene Ontology annotation, molecular function: GTPase activity; GTP binding. Gene Ontology annotation, biological process: small GTPase-mediated signal transduction. Bases 260 to 994 code for a protein of 244 amino acids.
AGCCGCAGAGAGAGCGUGAAACAAAGCAGUCGGAUCGGAAUUGGACUUGGGGAGUGCGGUGUGGAGCCAGGCAUAAAACUUGUUGGAGGGGACCAGCAAGCCGGCUCCUCUAGCUCUCCUCGUCUGCGCUGCGUUUUAAGGGGUUCCCACCAGCCUCGCGAUUUAUUUUUAUAUCUGCUUUUUAUAUAUAGAGAAAUAUAUAUAUAUAUUUUCCUAUUAAGAGAAAAUUCCUAUUCCGAGAGAAAAUAAGGCAAGAUCAAUGAAGGAGAGAAGAGCCAGCCAGAAAUUAUCCAGUAAAUCUAUCAUGGAUCCUAAUCAGAACGUGAAAUGCAAGAUAGUGGUGGUGGGAGACAGUCAGUGUGGGAAAACCGCGCUGCUGCAUGUCUUCGCCAAAGACUGCUUCCCGGAGAAUUACGUCCCUACAGUGUUUGAGAAUUACACGGCCAGUUUUGAAAUCGACACACAAAGAAUAGAGUUGAGCCUGUGGGACACUUCGGGUUCUCCUUACUAUGACAAUGUUCGGCCCCUCUCUUACCCAGAUUCAGAUGCUGUGCUGAUAUGCUUUGACAUCAGUAGACCAGAGACUCUGGACAGUGUCCUAAAAAAGUGGAAAGGCGAAAUCCAGGAGUUUUGUCCCAACACCAAAAUGCUCUUGGUCGGCUGCAAAUCUGACCUUCGGACAGAUGUUAGCACAUUAGUAGAGCUCUCAAAUCACAGGCAGACACCAGUGUCAUAUGACCAGGGGGCAAAUAUGGCCAAACAGAUCGGAGCAGCCACUUAUAUCGAAUGCUCAGCUUUACAGUCAGAAAACAGCGUCAGAGACAUUUUUCACGUGGCCACCUUGGCAUGUGUAAACAAGACAAAUAAAAAUGUUAAGCGGAACAAAUCGCAGAGGGCCACUAAGCGGAUUUCACACAUGCCCAGCAGACCAGAACUCACAGCAGUCGCGACGGACUUACGAAAGGACAAAGCGAAGAGUUGCACUGUGAUGUGAACCACCCAUUAUCUUUCACGAGGACAAGGAAAUCCAGUGUAAAAAACACCAACAACCCAAUGAGAAGGUGAAGCCUGAACAAAGUGCACAGUCAGAGUCACGCAUUCUGGAGCUUAGGAGGCAUUGGAAAUGAUGCUCGUUUGUGUGGAAUCCUGUCCUUAGAUUCGGCAUGUAGAACAAAUGGUGACACGAACACAUUGAAGAGUUUUGAAGUGUGACUUGAAAAAUAUGCCAAAAAAAGAGAUUCGAAUGGGCUAGAGGUGGAUGAGGAGGUGUGCAAGUACCUCCAUGAAGAAAAACCAUGCUCCGAAUGGUGCUUGCGUUUUUGUUUUCUUUGUUACAAGCUAUUCAUGGAUCUCUUCUUUGAUUUAAUUUUUAAGUGUUUUAAUCUCCUUUACCAAAAGUAUAUAUUAACAUACCAUCCUCGUUGGGGAACUGGCACUGUGACCUUAGCGUUUAGUUUUCUAGAGGAUGUGAUCUAAUUUCCUCCAAACUCAUCAUUAAAAUGGAAAUUGUAUCAGGACCCAUGGAAUAUCCAGAGGAGAAGUUUGUGAGGCUUUGAAAUCUUGCCUUCCUGAACAUAGCUGAGUGAGGUGGUUCUAAAGAAAGGCAUCUGCAGUCUCGCGAGAUAUGCAGACCGGCACUGCCAAGAUCGAAUAGAUCAAAUGGAAAAAAGUGUCAGUUUUUAUUCAGUCUGAUGGUUCUGUUCAUCAUUGUGAUUGUCAUUAAAAAGUGGUAAAUUGCUCAAUGUAAUAUUUUUGUGUGCUGUUUAGAAAAGGGUGUGUGAUUUUUUUUUUUUGCCAUCGUUGAUACAAAUGCAAAGUCAAAUAAAAGGUGUCUUGGUUUGACGUCCUAGAAUGAUCCAGGGGGGGAAAUGUAGGUACUGUUUUCACCUGAAGAGAUAAUGAGUGGAGAAAUAGUAGCAGAAAGCACAGUUUGUGAGUAAAGCUGUCUGGAAUUGCAUUACCUAAAGUACAAAGCAAAAGGCCUGGUAUUUGGAGAUGAAGCUCCAAAGCUGAUAGCAUCAGAUGAUCUGGUGGCUUAUUUCACUUUGUUUAAAUGAACACCAGUCAGAGAAGGACUGUCUUACCUAAGCUUAUUCAUUCUUAGAGGAAAGUUAUCUAAUGUCAGUCCUGACACUCUAUUAGGGCAUUUCUAGGGAGUGAUUAUUAAACCUCACUUAACCAGAUUCAGCCAAGGCCCAUGUUCAACACUUGAUUGCUGUUGUUACAUAAAAUAAUCAGCAUUUAAAAUAGUUUACAGAUAUUUGGACCAGUUCCUCUUAGAGCGUCUUUCAGAGGAGAAACUAGAUCUGCCCUGUUUAUUGUAGGCGCUUGUUGAAAACGAGCUUUCUUUCCAAUGAUAGAGCUUCAUUUUUGAAGUGUUGAAGCUGUGCUCCCAUUACAUUGUGGCAGGAGAAGAGAGUAGGGUAAUUACAACCUUCAGUUCUAUGUCUUACAAGCACUUUGUGUUGUCUCUACAAGAAAAUACCAUUUCAGUCAUUUCCCACAAAAUGCAGACAUUUUACCAACAUAAUAGGCUUUGACUGAUGCACCAUUAUGCUUUGGGCAGUAUUACAAAAUAGCUGGCAAGUGCUUUCUGUAUUUAAAUAUUGUAAAAAGAAAAUAAGUUAUAACUGUUAUAAAGCAGAACUUUUUGUUGCAUUUUUUUAAAAUGUUGAAGUCACUGUCAUUUGGUCAAUGUUUCUGCAGUAUUUAUUAAAACGUACUUUUUUUUCUUCAAAUAAAAAAGUAACCAUG